Vitis vinifera (wine grape) is the source of this 2317-nucleotide messenger RNA. RefSeq names its product LRR receptor-like serine/threonine-protein kinase GSO1. The record is from RefSeq and is a predicted model, not a curated record. Bases 86 to 1045 code for a protein of 319 amino acids. The transcript has 2 exons. Gene Ontology annotation, molecular function: receptor serine/threonine kinase binding. NCBI's taxonomy places the organism in Eukaryota, Viridiplantae, Streptophyta, Magnoliopsida, Vitales, Vitaceae.
UGAAGCCCUUUUCCAUCUCCUUACCCACUUAUUCUAAGAAGGUUUUUGCCCACCGAUUACUCUCCCUUCCUCAACCAUUACUUUUAUGAACCUCAUCCUCUUCUUCACAACUACCUUUUCUUCUUGCUCUCUUGGAGAAAAGAUGCAUUUUUUUUCACCUUAUGUUUUAAUGCUUUUUUGGGUGCAUUGCUUCACUCCCAUGGUGUUGUCCAUCAAUUUAGUUGAUGAGUUUGCUCUUAUUGCCUUAAAAUCCCAUAUCACAUAUGAUUCCCAGGGCAUUUUGGCAACAAAUUGGUCUACCAAAAGCUCCUACUGCAAUUGGUAUGGUAUUUCUUGCAAUGCUCCUCAACAAAGAGUUUCUGUAAUCAACCUCUCUAGCAUGGGUCUUGAAGGAACUAUUGCACCACAAGUGGGCAACCUCUCCUUUCUUGUUUCCCUUGAUCUUAGUAAUAACUACUUCCAUGACUCUCUUCCCAAGGAUAUUGGUAAGUGCAAGGAGCUUCAACAGCUGAAUUUAUUUAAUAAUAAAUUGGUUGGAGGCAUUCCAGAAGCCAUUUGUAAUUUAUCAAAACUUGAAGAGCUAUAUCUUGGCAAUAAUCAGUUGAUUGGUGAAAUUCCAAAGAAAAUGAAUCAUCUUCAGAAUCUGAAGGUAUUGUCAUUCCCAAUGAACAACUUAACAGGUUCCAUACCGGCCACCAUUUUCAAUAUAUCUUCUUUGCUCAAUAUUAGUCUCUCCAAUAAUAACCUCUCUGGGAGUCUUCCCAAGGAUAUGCGCUACGCCAAUCCAAAGCUCAAGGAGCUUAAUCUUUCAUCAAAUCAUUUGAGUGGAAAGAUCCCCACUGGUUUAGGCCAAUGUAUACAGCUUCAAGUAAUUUCCUUAGCAUAUAAUGAUUUCACGGGAAGCAUACCAAGUGGAAUCGGUAACUUGGUGGAGCUUCAAAGAUUGUCUCUACUGAAUAACAGCUUGACAGGUACACUUUUUCUUUCAUCUAUUUCUUUUUUCCUUUUUAUUCUCUCACUUUCCUUGAAGCUUUCAAAGAUAUAAGCAAAAUGUUAUUGUUUUUCCAACCCAUUCAUUGUUCAACAUCUCUUCGUUGAGGUUUUUGAAUCUGGCAGUGAAUAACCUAGAAGGUGAAAUCCCCUUCAGUUUGUCGCAAUGCAGAGAACUCCGAGUGUUAUCAUUAUCUUUCAAUCAGUUCACUGGAGGCAUUCCACAAGCCAUAGGGAGUUUAUCCAACCUUGAAGGAUUAUAUCUUCCUUAUAACAAAUUGACAGGUGGAAUUCCUAAAGAGAUUGGGAAUCUUUCAAAUUUAAAUCUUUUGCACUUAGCGUCUAAUGGAAUUAGUGGCCCUAUUCCUGUCGAAAUUUUCAAUAUCUCUUCAUUGCAAGGGAUUGAUUUCAGUAAUAAUAGCCUUUCUGGGAGUCUUCCAAGGGAUAUUUGUAAACAUCUUCCUAAUCUCCAAUGGCUAUAUCUUGCUCGGAAUCAUCUCAGUGGUCAACUUCCUACAACUUUAUCCUUAUGUGGAGAGCUCUUGCUCCUGUCACUAUCAUUCAAUAAAUUCAGAGGAAGCAUACCAAGAGAAAUUGGCAACUUAUCAAAGCUUGAAGAGAUCUAUCUAUAUCACAAUAGCCUCGUAGGUUCCAUUCCAACUUCAUUUGGUAAUUUGAAGGCCUUAAAACAUCUUCAGUUGGGAACAAACAAUCUUACGGGGACGAUACCAGAAGCUCUUUUUAACAUCUCUAAACUACAUAACCUUGCGUUGGUGCAAAAUCACCUUUCAGGCAGUCUCCCACCAAGUAUUGGCAAUGAAUUCAGUGGAAUAAUUCCAAUGUCUAUUUCAAAUAUGUCGAAACUUAUCCAACUACAGGUAUGGGACAACUCCUUCACUGGUAAUGUGCCAAAAGAUCUCGGUAACCUGACAAAGCUUGAAGUUCUCAACCUUGCAAACAAUCAAUUGACUGAUGAACACUUAGCCUCUGGGGUUAGUUUUCUUACUUCUUUGACAAAUUGCAAAUUUUUGAGAACAUUGUGGAUAGGUUAUAAUCCUUUGAAAGGUACUCUUCCAAAUUCACUAGGGAAUCUUCCCAUUGCUCUUGAAAGUUUUAAUGCAUAUGCCUGCCAAUUCAGAGGAACCAUUCCCACAGGAAUUGGUAAUUUGACCAAUUUGAUAAUGCUGCACUUGGGAGCUAAUGACUUGACAGGGUCAAUUCCAACUACAUUGGGACAGCUACAAAAGCUUCAGGCGUUGUCCAUUGCUGGAAAUAGAAUACGAGGAUCCAUUCCAAAUGAUCUGUGCCAUUUGAAGAACUUGGGAUA